This is a messenger RNA of Nasonia vitripennis (jewel wasp), 1627 nucleotides long. RefSeq names its product RNA 3'-terminal phosphate cyclase (gene Rtca). Gene Ontology annotation, cellular component: nucleus. The record is from RefSeq and is a predicted model, not a curated record. Gene Ontology annotation, molecular function: RNA-3'-phosphate cyclase activity. The transcript has a single exon. The coding region runs from base 323 to 1444 and encodes 373 amino acids. Gene Ontology annotation, biological process: RNA processing. Lineage: Eukaryota; Metazoa; Arthropoda; Insecta; Hymenoptera; Pteromalidae.
AUAUAAAGAUACUAACCUUUUCAAAAAGUAAAUGUCGAAAAGUGUUUGCUUCUGUUUCGUUUUUUACUUAUAGUUGAUUGUAAUCGUAUAUAUUACUAACACCAUUCUUGACUGCGAAAAAGUAUUGUAUGAAGAGUUAUAUUCAUUACCUAUACUUUAAGAAAAAUUACAGUUGAAAAACACUUGAACCCCUUUGUUGUUUCUUAUUUUUUAAUUAAUUACGCACACGAUAAGUUUAGUUAUAAACGCUAAUUUUCUUCAAUUGCAAAACUUGAAAAAAUAUUAAAUAAUAUAUUUGUUGUAAUAUAAAAUCCUACGCAAUAUGUCACAAGAAUUUGUCAAGUUAGAUGGAAGUCUCGGCGAAGGAGGAGGACAGGUCUUGAGAAUUUCAUUAUGCUUGAGUGCACUGUACAGAAUCCCUAUAGAAAUAAACAAUAUAAGAGCAGGACGUCCAAAACCUGGCCUUUCAGCUCAACAUUUAAAAGGUGUUGAAUUGGUUCGAGAUAUGUGCAAUGCUCAUGUCACCGGUGCUCACAUAGGUUCUACUUGUUUAACAUUUAAACCAGGAUUUCUUCAAAAUAAAAAGCAAGAAUUUUUAGCGGACACAAGGACAGCUGGUUGCAUUUGUUUGCUUAUUCAAAUUGCUUUGCCUUGUGCAUUAUUUUCAUCCAAGGCAGCCACUUACAUUCUUAAGGGAGGUACAAAUGUACCUUUUGGACCACAGAUUGAAUACUUUACAAAUGUAUUUAGACCGCUGUUUAAAAGAUUUGGAGCAGACUUAAAUAUUGAUAUAGUAAGGAAAGGAUAUUAUCCACAGGGAGGAGGAGAGGUUCAUAUGCAUGUGAAUCCUAUUCAUAGUUUAACAGGUAUUGAAUUAAUUGAUGCUGGAAAUCCAGUUAAUAUUAUGGGCUGGUCAUUUGUUGCUGGAUGGACAAAGAUACACGAAGCUCAAAGAAUGGCAGAUGAUGCCAGAUCUAAUAUUAUUAGAGAAUUAUCCAAAAGAGACAUCACAGUACCUCCGAUUCAUCUAGUCACUUACCAGGAACAGAAAAAUAUUGCUGUGGGAAAUGGAUCUGGUAUCAAUUUAAUAUGCAAAACAACUACAGACUGUAUCUUUGGUGGUUCCGCUUUAGGCUCCAAACAUCAAGCUCCAACACCACCAGGAGUAGAAGCUGCUAAUCAACUGUUGUCUCCUAUUCUAAUUGAUGCCUGUGUCGAUGAACACUUACAGGAUCAAAUAAUCAUUUUAAUGGUUUUAGCCAAAGGCCCUUCAAAAGUCAAAGUUGGAAAAAAUCCAUUGACUUGCCAUGCUGAAACAGCAAAGCAAGUUGCAGAAAUCAUGUUGGGAAAUAGGGGACUAAGAUUUUCUUCGAGUCAAGAUAACAAUGGUUCACACAUUUUAGAAUGCAAUGGAUUAGGUUUAAUAAAUGAAUUCCUUAAUUGAGAUUGUGAUAAUUAUAAGUAUAUAGAUACUUGAUUACUUGUAUGAGGAUUCUACUUAUUGGAAUAAAUAUAAUUUUUUGUAGCUAAACAAAAGACUGUGUGCAUUAAUUUUUGUACAAAAAUGAACAAACAAAUGUGUAAAUUUGUAUUCAUACAUGACAUAAAAUUUUAUUUAUUAACAUUA